Aspergillus fumigatus Af293 is the source of this 951-nucleotide messenger RNA. Its product is annotated as putative RTA1 domain protein. Gene Ontology annotation, cellular component: fungal-type vacuole; plasma membrane. The record is from RefSeq and is a predicted model, not a curated record. NCBI's taxonomy places the organism in Eukaryota, Fungi, Ascomycota, Eurotiomycetes, Eurotiales, Aspergillaceae.
AUGGCCAGCUACAGUACCUGCGCGGAAGUCAGCCCCCUCUGUCCAGUGGAGGCCACGACAUACGGCUACUAUCCAAACCUAGCAGGCAACAUCUUCUUCGCUGUUUUCUUCGGCAUCCUCGCUCUCUUCCAGCUCGGCAUAGGCAUUCACUACCGCACAUGGACCUUCAUGGUGGCAGUCGCCGUAGGCGCUAUCCUCGAACUGGCGGGCUACAUCGGCCGCGUGCUCAUGCACCGUAACCCAUGGGACUCGUCAGCCUUCAAGCUCCAAAUCGUCUGUCUAGUCCUCGCACCCACGUUCGUCGCGGCAGGCAUCUACCUCACCCUGAAACACAUCAUCCUCGCCCUGGGCCCGGAGCACUCCCGCCUCAAACCCGCCCUCUUCACCUGGAUCUUCAUCGGCUGCGAUGUGGGCUCGCUCAUCCUUCAGGCAGCAGGGGGCGGCGUUGCAGCCGCAGCGGGGAAUACGAACGUCAGCCUGCUGAAGGCAGGAGACGACAUCAUCAUCGCGGGUAUCGCGUUCCAGGUUGCGACGAUGUCCGUGUGUGGGUUCCUUGGGCUGGAGUUCUUCAUCCGGUAUUCGAAACGAGGGGCUGGGUUGUCCGGGGAGAAGACCUCCGUCGGGAGGAAUAUCAAAUGGGUCAUUGUCGGCGAGGUCUUCGCUUACAUCACCGUUCUGAUCCGUUGUAUCUACCGGUAUGUUUAUACCCUCUCCCGUUUACCUUCCCGAUCCUCUUGCAGGACACUAAACAUGGCGACCAGCAUCCCCGAAAUGGCCGGCGGAUGGGGCAACCCCUUGAUGCAGAAGGAAAACGAGUUUCUCGUCCUCGACGGGAUGUAUACCGCCACUGACAACAGCAGGAUGAUUGCACUGGCGGUUCUUGCCCUCACGGUCCUGCACCCGGGGUACUUCUUCAGGUCUAUCCGAAAGGGUUCCAAGAACCAGCUCUAG